GUUAUUUUCUGACCUGCUCCUCAACGCCGAAGUCUUCUGGGCUGGGGUGGGAAGCGGCGCGUCUCGGCGUUUCGCACCAAGGCAUGGACGCGCACGCCGCCCCGCGCGGAGCAGAGGGCCAGCUCAGGAGCCCCCCCCCGGUGCUGCUGGAGCGCAGGCACGAGGGGGAGGCAGAGGAUCCCAACAGCAAGGAGGAGGAAGAGACCAAGCAGGCGAUGGGGAGCAAAACGUGGCGGGAGCUGGCGGGGGACCUGAAGCUCUUCCUGUGGAACCGGGAGGAGAGGACCUGCAUGGGCAGGACGGCCACCAGCUGGGGCUUGAUCUUGCUGUUCUACUUCGUUUUCUACACGUGCCUGGCGGGGAUGUUCGCCUUCUGCAUGUACGUGAUGCUGCUCACCCUGAGCCCCUACACGCCCACCUACAGGGACCGAGUCUCCCCGCCAGGAGUCAUGAUCCGACCGUACCUGCACGGGUUCACCAUCGCCUUCAACGUGUCCAAGCGCAGCACGUGGCAGCCCUACGUGGACAGCAUGCACCGCUUCCUGGCGGCUUAUGACGACAAAGUUCAGGAGGAAAAGAAUAUCGAGUGCGUGGCGGGGCGCUACUUCGUCCAGGGGGGCCACGAGGGCGAGGAGAAGAAGGCCUGCCGGUUCAAGCGCUCCCUGCUGCAGAGCUGCUCCGGCCUCGGGGAUCCGACGUUCGGCUACUCGAGGGGCCAGCCCUGCGUCCUGCUGAAGAUGAACCGGAUCAUCGGCUACCGACCGGGUGCUGGGGUCCCGGUCAGCGUGGACUGCAAAGUGCAGAAAGGCAAUGAGAGCGAUCUUAGAUCUGUGGACUUCUAUCCUGGAAACGGGACGUUUGAUCUCAUGUACUAUCCCUACUACGGCAAGAUCACUCACGUCAACUAUACAUCCCCGCUGGUGGCUAUGCACUUCACAGACGUGAAGAGGAAUAACCUGGUCCCUAUUCAGUGCAGUCUGAAAGGGGAAGGUAUCAUCAACGACGUCAACAACGACCGCUUCCUGGGCCGAAUCCUAUUCACGCUCAGCAUUGGGAAGUAGCCACUGCAAACACCGGGCGCUUAGGCUAUGUUGGGCAGAGGCUUUUUCCUUUUUAAAGCCUGAAAGCCAGCAUUUCUUGUGUUAGGAAAACCAGACACAGAAAUUUUUGUUAACUUAUUUUUGUUCAUAUUUAGGAAACAAAUAAGAUGUAAUUGAGUGAGGAACCACAUUUUUAAAGACCGAUAUAAAUUGUUACUAGCAAAAAUUAAAAGUUAUACCCUAGGCAGAGAACCUGCUAUACCAUUUCAGUUUUAAUUAAAAUCCCCCUGGUAUCUGAACACUAUUUUCAUAAAGUCAUUUUGAAAGGGACCCCUGCGGAAUGCAUUUUUCCUGGCUUUAUAUUUUAAACUUUACCAUAGUCUCCUGUACGUUUCUUAAGCAAAAGCCAGGAAGAUGGUAGUUUAUUAAUACUAAUUUUGUUAAAAAAAAAAACAAACAGCAAAAAUUCUGGAUUGUACCUGCAACAGUUAAAAAUUUAAAAUGGCAAAUCUCAAAAAAACCUCCUAGGAUCUUUAGCACCAGGGGCACGUUUGGCAUUGUACUCAGCUUGUUCAGUGCGUGUAAGGUGUCGGAGAAAAGACCACGCUGAAAAACAUUUGCUUUAGCAUCUUUCCAGCUGUCCCCUUCUGGACUGGGAGGAUUAAUGCGUUCCUCUCUCCUCCUGGCUUCAGCAAGCCUCUCCUCCCCAGGCAUCCUCCCGCGGCCGGGAGGCACGGGCGGCCUGCAGGGAGCCGCGCUCUCCCUGGCACCGUUCCCAGGCCGGAGGCUCCUCCUGCCCCUGCUCCGGCACAGAAGUGCCAGGGCAACGCGUCAGGUCCCGCCAAGCGCUUUAGACCUGGUCUUCCCCAUCGCUCCAGAAAACGCAGGAAAACGCUCAAUCGUAUUAUCGUUAAGGGGUCAGUGCAGAGCUUAGCAUAGGCCAUUAGUUUUUCAGCCCAGAAGGUCUGUGAAGCACAUCGACUGGAGCGACCUCUCCCUCCUGUACGUCCCACCAGCCCCUCCCUCAGCCUCGUGCCCAACGGAUGCUCCCACCGCCCGGGGUGUAAGCGAGGGGCUGGCGAGCAGAAGCGGUGGAAAAGGGCCAGGUCCAUAGCAGUUCAGGCAACAGAGGAAUUCUUGUCCAGAGCAGGUCAAGCACGUGGCUGAAGCACAGGAGGGAGAGCCAGGAGCCCUCGUGCUCUAACUGGGACUUCCUCAUCCACCCCAUUCCUCCAUCUCCUCAGUGGGGUUGUGUUACCUUGGAGAGGGGGCUACAAGGCUUAAGUUGUUGUCAGUAUCUAUAAAAUCCUUUGCUAUCUUUGUCUGAAAGUUCCCUAGAAGAGCAAAGCACUGUGGUGAUUUCAGCACCUAUUACAGUAAAAUUCUCCCUUUCUAGACACUUGAGCUAUGGACACUUUAAAGUAGAUUUGAUUCUUUAGAAAAUGAGAUUGUUUUUGAUCAUACAUCUUCAUAUUUGAGCCACAGAUAAAAUAUACUCCAUGUGUUAUUAGUUAUGAGAACACAGCAGGACACUUUAGGAUACUGUAUUCAUUGGAAAGCACAUUUACUAAAAUUGCUUACUGACUAAACAAGAGCUUUCUGGUGUUUGUCCCACAGCCCAGCUCAGAUACCUAAUCUGCCAUCAUUUCCUUAUCUAUAUUAAAGCCUUUAAGAAGUCAUUUUUGUAUUGAAAAUAAAGCUGACUACAGUAAAACUGUAUGCUUUCAUUCUUAAAAUACUAGUGUAACAGAUAUAAUUAGUAAUUUUUGUCUCCUUUGCUGGCCAUUCAGGGGCUGGAUUUCAAAGAUGGAUGUAAAUGGAUCCUUGAAUUUUGAGCAUUUGAUUAACUUUCUAGGGCUGAAAAGAGCAGAAGCUCAGUACAGUAAGCCUCACUAUAUAGCAGGGAUAGGAAACAAUUGCCUGGCAAAAGCUGCUUUCUAAGAAAUAUUAAAAAUCUGAAACAGAGGAUAUUUAUGAGCUAUUUUUCCUGGCAGAGAUAGGGCAACAUUAUUAUUCUGUUGACACAGCUUAUGGGAAAGGGCAUAUUCCAACCAACAGAAACUGGCUUUUGCCACAAAGACCCAGCAGUAGCAGCAGCUUUCCCUUUGACAUCAGAAAGGGGUUAAAACCACAGAUGUUUCCCAGUCUGCCAAUUGCUUUAGCUCUUUCAAAACAAGGAUCUACACUUUUAUUUCUGUAGGAUUCUGAAAGGAAACAAAAAUGUCCAUGCUCCAGGCCAUGCAAUUCACAGCUAUCCAGCUGACAACAGGGCAAACCUUUAUUUGCAUCUAUUCCACAGCUGCCUAUUAGAAGGAUUCGUGAAGCAGCUGGUACUGUGUGUUAGCAGAUAGUGGACCUGAGCUUUGAUCCAACAGGCAAAGAAAGAUCAACUAAUUGGGAAGUAAGUGCGUGAGCCAUUUAGAAGCAAAAGUUUCAGUUUCCACACCAACACCCAGAUGAGGCAUGCCGACAGCCCCACUGGGAAAGCUUUGAGAAACUGCACGCAUGUCUACUUACACUAAACAAAACUUCAUAAACAUCAGUUAACUUUAUUGUUUCAUACACAUAUUCUGCUUUCAGCAAAUUUGUACAGUCAUUUGCAAAUUCAGAGAACUGUAUAUACCAUUCUUCAUGUUACAACCCUAAAGUGCUGGUUCAAUUUUUGACUUAUAUUGAAGCCCAAAAUAGUACUUAUAUAUAUAUAUAUAUAUAUAUAUAUAAAAUAUAUAUAUACGCAUCUAAGAAAUUGCCACACUUUACUAAAAUAACCUAGCAAACGUGAUGCAAGACACUUUGAUCUGGAACCUGAGCAUGAAACCACGGAUGGAAUCCAUCUGGUGGCAGCACAGAAGCAACACGCUUUGACAGACAGUUGUGAUUCAGAAAUUGCCAGUCUCAAAAUAAUCUGCCAUUCAGCUCUCUUGCAGGGAGAUCAAAUAUUGUGAGAGCAAAGGUAGAACACAAAAGGCCAAGACAACCAAAACUGAAACACACAAUCCAGCCCAGCAGCAUUAAAUUACACCCCCUAAAUAAGAGGGCUUGGUUCAAGAGCCCAUUUGCAGUAAAAAAAUCAAUUAUGUCACAUCCCAGCAAACCUUAGAUUUGGUCACAGUGAGGAAAGAACAAUUGAAUGCACAGGUAUUUCUCUAAUGUCAAAGCUAACUCUUUAGAAAAAAAUCUCCCUUCCCCAAAUUUAAUGGUAAUAUGAAUUAUUUAAACAUCAUUGUUGACCAUCUCCUUUAUGCACAUGAAUUACUGAAGGUGUUCUCCCUAUGGCGUAGAUGCAGGCUCAAUGCACAGGGAGAUUAAAUAUUAAGCAGCUCUAUUAAACACCUGCUGUAAAGGAAAUACUCCUCCCACUGCCUGCUACCACCAGCUGUUUGUGGAAUUGGCAGCUCUCUCACCAUCGCACGGAUGGAAAACAGGGUUCACUUGUUGUGAAAGGCUUUUGCCAAGCUGGAUCAAAGAGCUGGAAAGAACAAGAGGCUCUUUUCGUCUUACCAACAUGACCCUAUCUAGGGAUGAGGCAGAAUUCAGCUGCAAACAACUAGUCUCUAUCUUGCUUCAGUGUAGAUAUGGAAUGUAGGAUUGCAAAAGGUAUAUAUCAAUAAUAAAGAAAGCAACUUUCAAGAAGUCAGAUACUCUUAUUCUUUUUAAGUCAUGUCUUUUUUUUUUUUUUUUUUUUUUUUUUAAUUUCAGCAUGUUUGUGGUCAGCAUUUUUCAUACUAGAAACUUUGUGCUCUUACACUCAACACUGUUGUUUGAGAGAGUCACAAUUAGGAUGUUAAAGGCAGAUUAAUCCUAGCAAAACAGACUACUUUUACCUCUUGGCAUGCAUUCCUAGAUCACAGCUUUCCAAUGACCCUUUGUAAAUCCAUGAAAGCUUUCCAAUGGAACUGCAGGAAUCUCUUUAAACAGUCUGUGCUUUUAGUCAAUCUUUGAGACUCCUCCAAACACUCCCGAGCGUCACAGUAUCCACAGACCAGUGCUGAAACACUGGUGUAAUUUCUCUCAUAUGCACAGAAUCAAGGCUGAGACUCACUGAAGCCAAUGAAAUUCCACCCUUCCCUCACUUCACAAUUGGACUCAGAACAAAAAGAAAAAAGCAGUCAAACAAAAUAACACAAUACAUUUCUUUUAGCAGGCCGUUGGCUUUUGAGUAGUGAAAGUUCUCUAAGACUUAUCUUAUGGAAUAGACAUUAAAGACAUCAUGCUAGUGCAAAGCAAUUUCACAUAUGUUACCAGUCCACUUCCCCAUACUGAUGUUAAGACCCAUUCAUUACUAGAAGAAUCAGAUGUUCUUCCCAUGUCAUGUUAAUGCAUUAGUGAGGUCAGGUACUACCUUUACAUUUAGAAGGAAUAGGAAAUUCAGACUGACUCACAGGAACAAGCUGCUAAGUGAUGAAAGAGACAAUAGCCACAAAACAACUUCCAAUUAGAAGUCUGUAAGAGUUUGGUAUUCAUUCUCCUACAGCAUGUGCAAUCCUCUUCUACAUAGCAUUCAUACCUUUAAUUAUGGUUUUAGCUUCAGCAUUAUCUGAGUUUAGCUGUAUGCAGCUAGAAAUAUUUUCAUAUAAAAAGAUUAACAAUGCAAAUAAAGUCUCUUAGAUGUGUUCUUUAGUCAAAAUAAUCACAUUUCUCAAGUGGACACACAUCAGCUCUACUCAAAUCUAUCGUCCCCAAAACACUUUCUCCAAAAUCAUACAGUAGCUUCAAAUAAUUCUGCAAUUCAUCUUCAGACUCAUGCCAUGUUAUUCUGUUGUGAUGUGUUUUUUAUUUUUCUUUUUUUUAAUAAACUAUUAACUCAUUUGU
This is a messenger RNA of Dromaius novaehollandiae (emu), 5852 nucleotides long. RefSeq names its product ATPase Na+/K+ transporting family member beta 4 (gene ATP1B4). Bases 84 to 1061 code for a protein of 325 amino acids. The record is from RefSeq and is a predicted model, not a curated record. Lineage: Eukaryota; Metazoa; Chordata; Aves; Casuariiformes; Dromaiidae. Gene Ontology annotation, biological process: sodium ion transport; regulation of DNA-templated transcription; potassium ion transport. The transcript is spliced from 8 exons. Gene Ontology annotation, cellular component: nuclear inner membrane; sodium:potassium-exchanging ATPase complex.